This is a messenger RNA of Carica papaya (papaya), 1621 nucleotides long. RefSeq names its product DUF241 domain protein, putative (DUF241). NCBI's taxonomy places the organism in Eukaryota, Viridiplantae, Streptophyta, Magnoliopsida, Brassicales, Caricaceae. The record is from RefSeq and is a predicted model, not a curated record. Gene Ontology annotation, biological process: root development; shoot system development.
UAUGCACAGUUGUUAGAAACCUUAUCUUUUUCAAAAAAACAAAAAACAAAACCAAAGUGGAUUUUAAAAAGUGUUUUUGAGUCACUUAAUUACACAACACCUUGUCUCUUUGGAAACAAACAGUAAACGCAGGCUGGCAUCCUACCUCCUCGUGCAUGCAUUCUCAAGCUUGUACGUCUAAAUCAUCAACACCAAUAUCUUAACAACUUCACUGUCCCUCUACCCUUUUAUUUUUCCGUAAUAAGGAAGCUUCCUUAAGACACAAUCACUUAGCUGUUACCAAUUAUUCUAUUGUCCGUACUGUCAAUGGAUACUUCCUGCACUUCUUCCUCGGUAUCUGAGAUCUACUGCACCAGAUAUGGCCCUUUCUUACUCAUCUUUCAUUCUAUAUAAUUGCGCUGAGAGUUUCUUAUCCGAAAUUGAUCGUUACCCAAUUGAACAGUAUAUACCUAAUAAGCUGCAUGAACUGAUCUCUCUCUCUCUCUCUCUCUAUAUAUAUAUAUAUAUAUAUAUACACAAACACACAUAUACACACACACAUAUACAUAAUCCUCAAAGCCCAUUAAGGUUCUUCUUCGAAAUAUGUCGGGCAUGAAUUUCAAUGCUCUCAGGGACAUGCACAACUCAGCUAAUGAUCUGCUUCAUUCCCCAGGUAUCCAACAAGCUCUAAUACACCAUGGGCUGGAGAAAUGGGUCAACCAAGUUUCAGAAGCCUCCCUAACAAUGUUAGACGUCUGUGGCAUCUCCAAAGACGUUCUGUUGCUCGUCAAGGAACAUCUACAAGACCUCCAAUUCACGCUCCGCAGAGUAAGUAAGAGUGCAGAUUCUGAUAUAGGCGACAAAAUCGCAGCCUACAAUCGGUACAGAAAAAAGUUAAAGAAGGAAACUUUCAAGUGCUUGCACUCACUAAAAGCCAUGAAGGUGAAAUCCGUUAUCACUUCAGGUAUGGAAACAACUGCAGGAGACCACAACCUUAGGGUUGUGGUAGAUGUGCUGAGAGAAGUUAGGGUUACUGCUAUCUCUGCAGUGGAGUCCUUGUUGUCUCUCAUUUCCAUUCCUUGGCUUGACAGAAAAUCGAGUAAAGGGUCUUUUCCCUCCAUGUUUAUGCGUUCCAGUAGCCAGGAUCUGUAUGAUUUUUGCGAUGAGAUGGCCGUUCAAAGUGCCAACAAGAGACUGGAAGCUGUGGAGAUCGCCAUUGAAGACCUUGAAGUUGAGUUAGAGUGCAUAUUUAGGCGUUUGAUUCAGACAAGAGUGUCACUCUUAAAUAUACUUACCAACUAGCUAUAUAAUUAAGUAAAUUGGUCUUCCCAUAUGGCAAUUCCCAUUGUUUCAAGGGGCUGCAGAGUCUAACUAAAUAUAUAUACGUUAAUGUCUCACACAUGACCUUAUAAGUACACAUGAAUAUGUAUUUAUGUAAAAAGAAAAGGGCUAAAUUUAACAAAAGCUUGGUGGGAAACUAAGUGGACUUACGCGUCGUUAACCUUUUAGUCUAAUGUACUCAUUUAUUAUUUUUGAAUAAGCAUUAGAAUGCUGAUUUACUGGUGUAAAUCUUGAAAAAAUCUGAAUUGGAAAGAAAAAUUGUCCUGAAUUAGCAUUUGAAUGGACAUAGCUAUUUUCCAAU